AGAGAUUGUGGUGGGUUAGUGACAUUCUUUUUUUCUUUUGCGUUUAUGUAAAGCCUCUCUUCUUGUUCUUGACUGAGUUCUCUUCCCAUAGAUUUCAUCUGUGUUACUUACUAUACACACACAAAUCAUAUCUGUAAUUCUGUAUAAUUGAAUCGAGUGGAAUGGAUCUGAAUGGUGUUUUGUAGGGUUUUAAGCGAAUCCAGUUGCAGAAGAUGAAGCCGAUUCAGCUUCCGGAACCGCCUCAAAGUCCCCGCGCCAUCGGGGGCAUGCCGGAGAUCUUCCAAAGCGGAGUCUACGGCGUGAUCAGACGGGCGGUGAUUAUCGGCAACGGCUUUCCGGCCUCCGAGAAUCAGAGCAUUGGCCUUGUCCGGGCGCUCGGCCUCUACGAGAAGCACACGCUAUACCGAGUUACAAGGCCAAGAGGAGGAAUAAAUGAAUGGCUAAUUUGGCUCCCAGUCUCUCUACAUAAAAGGAUAUAUUAUUUUGUGAACUUAAUAUUUGGUUAUUCACACUUUCUAUUGGGAGUUAGGGGUAAUAAAUUGGGUUCUUUUUCCCAUGAAAACGGAACCGUUGGCCUUUCAUCAAUUCUUGAAGCUGAUGUAAAGAAUAUAGUUAAUCUUGCUCGUGAAUCAUUUGAUAGGGAUGGUCCUUUACUGGUGGUUGCAUCUGGUAGAGAUACAAUAUCAAUUGCAAGCUCCAUUAAGAGAUUGGCAUCGGAAAACGUGUUUGUUAUUCAGAUUCAACACCCAAGGUCCCACUUGGAUAGGUUUGACCUGGUUAUUACUCCAAAACAUGACUAUUUUCCCUUGACAUCUCAAGCAAAAGAGCAAGUCCCUUGUCUCCUUCGUCGGUGGAUAACUCCAAAUGAACCUCCGGAUAAGCAUGUAAUCCUUACAGUUGGAGCCCUUCACCAAGUUGAUUCAGCUGCACUUCGGGCUGCAGCUAAUGCAUGGAACGACAAGUUUGCACCUUUACCAAAACCCUUGCUGGUGGUCAACAUAGGAGGGCCUUCAAGGUACUGCAAAUAUGGUGUAGACCUUGCCAAGCAGUUAACAACGUCUCUGCACAAUAUUCUUGAGAGAUGUGGCAGUGUAAGAAUAAGUUUCUCGAGGCGGACUCCUGAAAAGAUUUACAAAGUUAUAAUCAAGGAAUUGGGCACUCAUCCAAAAGUAUACAUUUGGGAUGGUGAACAGCCAAAUCCGCAUAUGGGGCAUCUGGCAUGGGCUGAUUCUUUUGUCAUAACAGCAGAUUCAGUUAGCAUGUUGAGUGAAGCUUGCAGCACCGGGAAGCCCGUGUAUGUAGUUGGAGCUGAGUACUGUAGGUGGAAGUUUGCAGAAUUCCACAAAACAUUGAGGGAAAAAGGGCUAGUCAAGCCAUUUACCGGUCUUGAGGAUAUGUCAAAGACAUGGAGUUACCCUCCACUAAAUGAUACCGCAGAAGCAGCAAAUCGCGUAAAUGAAGCACUCGCGCAGCGCGGAUGGAUGAUCAAAGCAUAAAGAUAAGAUAUAUAAAUAUAAGAACAUUUGUUGUACACAUUUUUUUUUGUUUUUUUUCAUGCUGUAAUGUCAUGCAAUUGCAUGACACUAAAGAAGGAAGAAAAAAAGGAUGGUAUAUAAGUUUUGGGUUGAAGCCUACUACAUAGUAGAUAUGUUCAUUCUUUUUACCAAUUUGAGUUUUCAAGCAUCCUCCAAGUAUACACACUUGCAUAGUAUGCUGUGUUUUUUACUGUGCUGUAAUUUUGAUUCAGAAUGGUAGUGCUAGCUGCUUAGAUGGGUUUGGUAAUGUUGUUUUAUUGUACCAAUGAAUUGUAGUUUUGAUU
This is a messenger RNA of Cuscuta campestris, 1819 nucleotides long. The record is from the annotation of a GenBank genome assembly. NCBI's taxonomy places the organism in Eukaryota, Viridiplantae, Streptophyta, Magnoliopsida, Solanales, Convolvulaceae.